Messenger RNA from Epinephelus lanceolatus (giant grouper), 2045 nucleotides. It is a transcript of the gene cd34, whose product is annotated as CD34 molecule. Gene Ontology annotation, cellular component: membrane. The record is from RefSeq and is a predicted model, not a curated record. NCBI's taxonomy places the organism in Eukaryota, Metazoa, Chordata, Actinopteri, Perciformes, Serranidae. Gene Ontology annotation, biological process: cell adhesion.
AGCGGGGCCAUAUAAAGAGCAACAGAACACAAGCCAGGCUUUAUCCUGCUCGACUGUCCCGCUCACUUAGACCUCACAGGAAACUCCCAGCUCCCUCGGCCCUCACACGCUUGCUCAUUAUCACUUACCACACUUUUACUCUCGCACAGUCCCACCGGCUGCGCUGAAGCUGACCAGAGAGGAUGGCUGCAUCCAUGUGGAGAAUGAAUGGGCUCUGGAGGAGGAUGGCUGGAGUUCUGCUGCUCUGCGCUCUAUUGCUCAGCAAUGAGGUGAUGUGUCAAGACAGUCCACCGACAGAUGCACCUACUACAGCUGGAGAUUACAGCGCUGUAACAGCUGCUGCGGACUCUGGUGCAGCUCCAGGCCCCACCUCUGCCCCAGGUGCGGACGCUACUGCGAGUGCUGCUGCAGGUGGAGUCUCUGCUGCUUCUGCUACUCCUGAACAUAUUACAGUCCCAGCAUCCCUUUCUGACCUUCUAGUUCAUAAUAGCCAUGAUGCAGGCAGCUCAGUCACCACUGCUGCCCCCGUUGGCAUAGACACCAAGGUCCCAGUUGUCAUCCGCCUUGUUGUGCCUGAGGUGACGUGUGUUGGAGAGUCGGAAAUUCCAGAAGGUUCUUCUGUCAAGGCUGAGUUAGCAACAACUGAUUGUGAAGCAACUAAACGCAUUCUUCAGGACAACCCUGCAGCUUGGUGCUCCAAGGAUGAAUGUAAACUAAAAAUCUUCCAAAAGGACAACGAGGUGCAGGUGGCCAGUGAUGACGCUAACCUGGCUACUUUGGCUGGAGCACUCGGCAGUGAACAUGUGAAAGAAAAGCUGGGAGCGACAAAGAUUCAGGGCCCGAAAUCAGAAUCAUCAUCAUCAGUAUUUGUUGGAAUACUGGUCACCGGUCUGCUCGCCGCUCUUGCCAUCGCCAUUGGUUACUUCAAAUGCCAACGCAGGCCUGACGCCAAAGGAGUGAGGCUGGCUGAGGAGACCUAUCCAGCAGAUCAGGAGAACCAGGGAAACACUCUUGUGUCCGUGGCCCCCCUCAACCCCCCUCCGGAAACCCCGGAGAAGCCCAGCGCAAAUGGAGAGUCCCCUGAGGCAGACAAGACCCAGCCUCCUCCUCCCACCAACGGCACCUCCACCACCAAGACGGCAGACACCGAGCUGUGAAAUAGUCUACAAAUAAUUGCAGCCCAGAAACUACCCCCGCAAACACACCCAUCCACACACACAUAUACACACAUGCCUAUGCAAACUCCCCCUUUCUGAAUCCACUCCUGCCCAACCAGAGAGUCCACAGCAAAGUGGACAUCAGGGACUAGAACAAUUUCCUACAUCAACGCUCCUCUUGUUAAAGUCCCCUUGCCUCCCUCUUUGGCUUCGUGCCUCAACAAACAUCAGGAAGACUAGUCUGACGAUGAUGAUGGUGGCGGUGAUGAAUGAUGCUGAUGACGACGAAGGCUCAGUCCCUGGGUUGUUGACGGCAGUCAGGCUGGAGACGGGCGAAGGGCAGUACUGGGUGGGAAGAGAGUGUAUUUCAGCAUUAGUCAGCACUGGUUCCCAUGAUGACUGCAGCCUCUGGAGUCACAGCCCCGCGCUGGCAACACACAGCAGGGUCUCUGCAUGUCAUCAGGUUCAAAGCUCCCACCAACCCUCCGCUAGUAAACACGACACAACAAAAUCGUUCCUUAGUUUAUUGUAAAGCCACGACAGACGGAGAGGAAAUAAAUCACACUGCCUUGAAAUCUGUUUACAAACUCAGAGAGAAAAUCCGUUGGGCUCUGAUCUUGUUUGUCUGAUUGAGUUACUGAUUGCUGCGCGAAUGUGUGUGCUGCUUUCCCGCAUGUGUGUGUUAACGUAUACUUGUAUCUGUACUGUGCAUGGACUGUGUGUAUGUCCAUACAUGCAUCUAAGCUUCCCUUGCUUACUGUAUGUAUACGUCGUUGAGGACAAGUAUUAGGCGUUUGAUCGAGUACGUGAGUGAAUGGUGCGUCUGAACGUGCAUGUGACAUUAGCCGUGAACAGUGUACAAUUUUUGUAAAAAAAAAACAAAAAUAA